CGCGAGGCUGCGGCGCACGGAUCGAGGGAUUGAAGAAUAUCCCGAGUUCCCUUGGGGAAAGUCCUCCUGCGGAACGUCAUCCGGCACACAGAUGCUCACAAUAAGAUUCAGGAGGAAUCAGAUAUGUGGAAAAUAAGAGAGCUGGAGAAACAGAUGGAAGAUGCAUACCGGGGGACGAAAAGGAAAAUGUUACCCAGCAGUUCAAGCCGGAUGCGUAGUGAUGGUUUUGAUGAAGAAAGUCAAAGAGACUAUUGGAGGCCAAAGAGUGAAAUUUCUGGGGCACUGGAUGAUGAUUUUCUUAAGGCUAAAUCCUGGAACAAGAAGUUACAUGAUUAUGAAGCUAACAUGCCAGACAGAUGGGGUCACAGUGGAUAUAAAGAGUUAUACCCUGAAGAAUUUGAAACAGACAGUAGUGAUCAGCAAGAUAUUACCAAUGGGAAGAAAACAUCUCCCCAGGUAAAAUCAUCUACCCAUGAAUCUCACAAACACAAGAAGUCAAAGAAAUCCCACAAAAAAAAGCAGAAAAAAAGUCACACAAAAAAACAGAAGAAAAGCAAAAAGGAAGCCACAGAUAUAACAGCAGAUUCCUCAAGUGAGUUCUCAGAAGAAACUGGGGCUUCUAGUACCAGGAAAAGGAAACAACCACAUAAGCGCAAGAAAAAAUUCAGGAAAAAAUCUCUCAAGAAAUCUGCUUUAUUCUUAGAGGCAGAGUGUGACACUUCCCAGUCAGAUGAUUCUGCAUCCAGCAGUUCUGAGGAAAGUGAGGAAAGAGACACUAAGGAAACCAAAAGGAAAAAGAGAGAGAAAAAAGCCCACAUCCCUGUAGUUAACAAUGACGUACAGGAGAGGACAAACAAACGCACAAAUUGGAAAGUGGCUACAGAUGAAAGGUCUGCCGAGAGUUCAGAGGAUGACUAAAUGAGAAAGAAACAUGCUUCCUGCAUGACUCUGGAUAUUUACAGCUCUUACACCUUGGGGAUUUGCCAGUGACUCUAUUGCUCAGCACAGGGGGCCUGAGGUCAGAGCUGUCCUGUGCCAUCUAUAUACAUUCUGACAGACUUCUUGUCUUCUAUUUUGGCCUGUUAAACUUGAUCCUCUUAUUGUUAAUAGGGAAUCGGUUAUUUUGUUAUGAAGGUUUCUUGAAGAGA
Molecule: messenger RNA, 1148 nt
Organism: Balaenoptera acutorostrata (minke whale)
Lineage: Eukaryota; Metazoa; Chordata; Mammalia; Artiodactyla; Balaenopteridae
Source: RefSeq, a predicted model, not a curated record